CACAUACUUCAACUUUCACACGAUCAUUAACUCAUUGACAAAGGUACCAUCGCUGAGCCGUUACCGUACUCUGGAGUCGCAUCAGAUUGGCGUGCAGCGGGUUCUCACAGCAUAAGUACAUAAGGCAUAAACACCGGUUGCCUCCUUUUGCUGUGAUGCUGCUGGGCUGGUUGCCGUCAUGCUGGUUCUCUGGAGUCUGUACACAGAAAAACACGCUAUGAGGGCUACACAAGUGACAACGGGGACGAAGCACUCAGACUCGGUCGUCCUUGAUGGAUCGAGACUCGGCCACGGUGAACUCGACCGUCUUGGUGAUCCACUCUCCAUUCUCGUCGACGUUGUCACUGCCACUGCCUGUCUUGACACUGCCCGGGUGGAGGAUGUGCUUCUGAUCUUCUUCCAUGAUGUGUUCUUCCGAAUCGCCGCGCCUUUUCAUGUCAUCCAUCGCAUACAUGGCGGAGCCGUGGGGGAGGUCGUCUUCAAAGCCUGUUCCCAUUGCACUACCGGGUGGCACGCGUCGGCCGGAUCGAAACGUAUGGCUGUUUCCGUAGCUAUGACCCUUGGUACGCGUGGCAGACGGCGUAGUCAAACCCGUACGGAUGCCGAAUACCUGUGUCAGGAUCCGUUCGAAGGUGGCUUUAAGCGGAGGCAGGGAGGCGGCAAACAGUCCGGCGGCGAGUUCGGCUCUACAUUGACUCGAUGUUAGGGGUGACAGAGCAGGCAAAGGGGAUGAACGUCGACUUACUUGACCCAGAUCGUCAGAUUCACGGUAUCCACUGGCGUCGCCCGUCAGCAUGAAUAUAAAGACAACCCUCGGCCUUUUGAGGUAGGAUGAGCAGCACUUACGUGUCGGGUCUUUGGUCUUCUCAUUUUUCGGCAACUCGGUCGCUUUGGCAAUGGCACAUGCGGUUGCUCUUGCUCUGUGUCAGCACUGGCUUGCAGCGUAAAGGGGAAAUAUGCAAGGAAAAAUGACUGACAGUAAGCCGAUAAGAAAGACACUGCGCAAGGCCCAUUUGUUAUACUUGGACACCUUAACCUUGGACAGAUAAAACAGUGGUCCAAGAGUGAACAGCAGAUCUGUCACGAUGUUGCCCACUGUUAUUCUACAUCAGCUUCUGCGUCUCGCCGAUCGUGGCUGCAAAGUCACACGCUUACCAGUCUGGGUAUAAGAGAAGGCCAGAUUCACUCUCUUUGGCCAGCAUUUUCCGGGGAGGUUUUUGUGCCACUCUUUCGCCAAAGGGCUGUCGCUUACUGUUAGCCGCUGAUGAAGCAUGAAAAAACAAACACUGCCCCCUUCUUUUGGCCUUUCUUGCUCUUCGUGGAGAGCAUUCCUAGAAGUCUAGGGAAAACCUACGUGCAGCUUGCAAAUACGCCCGGAACCGCCACCCCGUUGACGAGGAUGGUGAGGACGAUGCAAGCAAUGACCACCAUGUUGAACGCCUUGCUCAAGUGCAGUCGAAUCAGUGUAAGGCCAAUCCCCAGCUUCAUAAGCAUCAUCGCCAUGGCGUUGCAGAGGAUCGCGAACUGGGUGUACUUGAGGAUUAAGGGCAGAUCGUGGGUGAUAUUGACCCUUGAAAUGGUGAGGCCCAGCCCAUGGGUAGCACAGGCAAUCGUCAAGCCUUCACCUGCGACACAUGCUGCCUUUGAAAGGAGCACAAUUUAGUCUCUUACAAACAAGAGAAUUGACACAUCGAGGAGCUGGACUCACCAACGACAGGAAAAUACAGCCAUCAUCCCAGCCAAAGGUCCGGGUCGAGAAAAGUCGGGCAUAACAGCGGGCGAGGACAAAAACCGCCGAGAAAGUUGUCAAGAGAACCGAAACCCCAAUCAGUUCCCCUCUACGGUCAGGCUUAUCCAUGGCAUCCAUUGCUGCUGCUGUGCCUGGUCUGUCGCCUGAAGGGGACUUCUAAGAGGCUGUACCAGUCCCAUGGGACAGGAUACCAAGAGGUUGAUAUACACGGCUUCUUAGGACGGUAUUGCCCUAAAGGGUCACGGAGCCUCAGCAGGGGUCAGUCGUGCUUGAGGAACAGUAGCAUGCUUCGAACACGAGGUGGUGCAGAAAACUCAGCCUGUUGCGUUGAGACCUGGCCGGCCAUGCUGAGCCAGAAUGUGGCCAUAAACCUUGCAACGUUGGCUAAUGCAGAGCCGAAGCACUGGGUUCAGACACCCUAGUCUUGGAUGGUACCUGGAUUAGCCUCUUGCAUGGCAAAUUCCACCCACCCUAAGCAUUGUUCCUCUCAUUCUGUGGCCACCUCGAAACCCAACGAGGCUCAACGCCGAGUAUCUCGUUGGAGAACCACUCCUGCUUACUUCCAAGAAGUGACGAGCCGCAUCCUUCCCGCUGACACUAUCGUCCCCAGCAGGGCCGGUCACAAUAUCAACAAGCGAGACUCGUUGGCAGGAGACCCAUAGUUGGUGAGAGAUUCUCUAGUUUUUGGGACCAUGAGCGGAUGCACAUGAAAACUUCCUAGCUCAACGCCGGUGCAAUGGCCAGAGACUCCGCCGGCCUGGGAAUCCUCCAGUAGCUGACAAGAGAGAGCUUGUCUUCCCCGGACAAGUCUGUGCCCUUGUGCGAAGUCCCAGACGAGACAAUCACGAGCAAUAUUGUAGGAGCACCAAGUGGAGACUCAAAUGCUCUGGCGCUUCUCCUGACGGGUGAUCACUACUGAUCAUGCCCGUCAGUACGACGGAUGCUCGCCUGUCAAAGGGGGGCUCCCUAAGCUUACCGUCGGGACAAGAUUUUCUUUCUCUCUGUCAUGGACCAUACUCUGCAACUGGUUAGAGCACGUCCGGGGAAUGGUUCAACGGUGCCAGUGAAUAGUGGCUUCAGCGUAGGAAAGAGUCCGGCUGCCCUCUUGCGCACUCUAACACCACCGGUCUUUGCCCAGAACCAACCGCAGCCUUGCGUUCGGCGACUGGACCAGGCUUGGAAAACAAACUGUCAAUCCCGCCUUGAAAAGGAAAGGUGGGAACCACUUCAAAUUCUCCAAACCCACUACUGGGCCAACUACUCACCUGGGUUAGAGCAAUUGCGACAGGCCAUGCCCAUGCCCUGUGCGCCUGGGAUCUCGUUUCGAUUUCACAACGACCAAGCCGGCUCCGGAAUGAACCGUGAGUGUUUUGUGAGCCUGGCGUGCUGGCGUACUGGAGAGCUGGCUCUGCGCGAAAUACCCACUUCGGGCGGUUUCCCCAUUAUGCCCUGUUGAAGGUUCUCGCCAGGAACACCAGCCAUUGCGGUAUCCUCCGGGAAAGAAGCAGUUCCUGCCACAUAGAUGGGCGUGCAUUGGGAAUGAAAUGUGCCUGAAUGCAUCCUGGGCACCGUUACACUCCAAACAUCCGACUGAGCUACUGACCCCGAAGGAUGGAUGUCGUCUGGAUCCUCUUCUGCCCUGCACGGUGCUGGGCACACUAUUUCUGUCUAACGGUUCUCCACGAUGGGUCGCCCCUCCAAUACACAGACAAAAUGAUCAAUUUCGCUUGAACAGCCAUGAGAUAGCAUAGUGUCCAGCAAUGGGGUAGACACAUGGCUACAUUGAGAUUCCAGAACGGGGUCUGUUGACGUCCUCAUCUGGAGCUUCAGUAUUUAUGUUUCCCUUGGUCGCCCUCUCCAGAAGCUGCUUGCUUUCCACUUCCCUUCCAACUUGCUUCUAGUCACUCGUUUUGAAGCUUGUUGUCAUUCGCUUCCAUGUUUGCUUCCUUGCGUUCCGGGCUCACGCCCGCGUGGGCCUCCCUCCUGGUUUAUGGCACCCUCGCCGUGGCAUCUGUCUUGCCACGAGACACCGCCGAUGCUGCCAGCGCCGACAGCGCCGACGGUGGCGACUAUUCAGGAUUGAGCAGUUCCGCCCAGUGCUAUGACUAUAUCAUCGUUGGGGGAGGUCUGACAGGCCUGGUUGCUGCCAACCGUCUGUCUGAGAACGGCAGAAGCUCGGUCCUCGUGCUCGAGUAUGGUCCAUUUGAUCGAAGCAACAAGACUCUAUGGCCGGUCAACGCCCAGUCGUUGAAUUUGGCGGACAUGUUCAACAUCACGAGCGCGCCGGAACCCGCAAUGGGAGGCCAGAGAUACUCUGUCAGAGCGGGCUCGGUCCCUGGCGGUGGCAGCACGGUCAACGGUAUGGAGCUUGAUCGGGCUUCCGCUGCCGAUUAUGACUCGUGGGAGCAAUUGGGCAACCCCGGCUGGGGAUGGAAGGGGCUUUUUCCUUACUUCAAGAAGAGCACCGACUUCACGCCACCCACCCCAGAGAUCCAGGCCAAGUACAACUACAGUUGGGACGAGUCGGCGUACGGAAACGGACCUCUUCAGGCCAGUUUUCCUGACUUCCAGUACCCAGACAACUAUCCGUUCUUCGACGCCUUUGCGGAGCUCAACAUCCCCUGGGUCAAGGAACAUGCCGCAGGCAAUGCAGUGGGCUACUUCUGGACUCCCGCAUCCUUGGACCCCAAGAAAAAGACGCGGUCCUCGUCUUUGAAUGCCUACUACGACCCCGUGUCCGGCCGCCGCAACUUGAACAUGCUGACGGAGCAUCAAGUCACUGAAGUUUUGUUCAAGAACAGCAGAUCCCUCGAGGCGGUGGGAGUCAAGGCCAUCAAUCGCAAGACAGGAAAGGAGGUGCAGUUCAGAGCGAACAAGGAGGUCAUCCUAGCCGCCGGCGCCGUGCACACUCCCCAGAUCUUGCAGCUCAGUGGUAUUGGUCCCAAGGAUGUUCUGCAAGCUGCCGGGGUCAAGGUCAAGCUUGACUUCCCUGCUGUUGGAAGCAACUUCCAAGAUCACCCCGUCGCCUAUCUCAACUGGAACUUGACCAACACCUUCCCCUACCCCGGCAUCCUGACUGCCAAUCAGACUUACUACCAAGAGGCAUUGGCACUCUACCUGUAUCACCUUACGGGACCUUUCACCAAAGCCCAAGGUAGCAGCACGGGCUUCCUGUCGCUCCCCAUGCUCACGGACAAGACUUCUUCGCUGCUGGCAGAUCUCUCGGCGCAGGAUGCCACCAGCUACUUGCCGUCUGCCUAUGCUGCCAACAAGGAACUUCUUGCCGGGUACCUUGCGCAGCGUAAGAUCUUGGUCAACCAACUCGGGGCCGGCUCCGUGGCUGUGCUGGAACUUCCGUUCUCGGGCGCCGGCAGCAUGCCCAACGCGGUUGAGAAGCCAUUGUCCCGCGGCACGGUCUAUCUGAACGCCACCAACCCGCGAGGUGAGCCCGUCGUCACCCACUACGCCUUCCAGAAUCCAUUCGACAAGUCGCAACUCUAUGCCAUGGUCGAGUUCACCCGCAAGCUCAUGGCGACCGAUGCUGUCAAGUCGCUGAACCCGGUCGAGACCAUUCCCGGCCCGCAGUACCAGACUCAGGACGAGGUCUUCAAUGCCCUCGCGGCCGGCCGGACUGCCUUUGGAUCUCCCGCCCUGGCUCCGACGUUCGCUCACCCCAGUGGCACGUGCCCGAUGAUGCCCCGCAAGAUUGGCGGUGUGGUCGGUCCUGAUCUGCUGGUGUACGGCACACGCAAACUGAGUGUCAUUGACUCGUCGAUCUUACCCAUCAUCCCGGCUGCUCAUCUGCAGGCCUCGCUGUACGCUGUGGGCGAGAAGGCUGCUGAUAUCAUCAAAGGGCGAGGCUGGUAACGUGAGAUGUUUGUGUCACCUACUCGGUUUGAGUAUACGACGGUCAGCGUCGCUUUCUUGGUUUAGAUAUAGCCCUGGUAGCCAAGGGCAGUGAUCUUAUGCCUUUUAAUUUGAUUAGCGAGGAUCUUGUGAGCGUACACGAUAUGACUAGAUUUGCACAAUAUAUAUCAGCCUCGUGGAUAUGGUGUUAAUGCAAAUUGCGUAUGUCGUUCAAACUCGU
Exophiala dermatitidis NIH/UT8656 is the source of this 5837-nucleotide messenger RNA. Its product is annotated as choline dehydrogenase. Gene Ontology annotation, molecular function: oxidoreductase activity, acting on CH-OH group of donors; flavin adenine dinucleotide binding. The transcript is spliced from 6 exons. The coding region runs from base 3686 to 5617 and encodes 643 amino acids. NCBI's taxonomy places the organism in Eukaryota, Fungi, Ascomycota, Eurotiomycetes, Chaetothyriales, Herpotrichiellaceae. Gene Ontology annotation, biological process: secondary metabolite biosynthetic process. The record is from RefSeq and is a predicted model, not a curated record.